CUUAAAUUUGUAUUCAGUUUUAAACUUCCUUAAAGGAAUACAACUUUGUAUUAGGUUGUUUAUUUGAUGUGUGGAAAGAAACCGGCAUGUGGUUUUAAAAUGGAGCUCUUCAUUUCCUUUGGAAUAAUUGUUCUUUGUGGACAAGUAUCCAGCAUAACGUUGUCGGGGAAUGGUACAUCUGGAGGUUUCACAGUUCAAGAGAACGAAUCCCUGCAGUUGACGUGUUCUACGUCUACCGAUGUACAGUAUGUAUCAUAUAUAAGAAGACUAAUGGGAUUAGUUUCUAAGACAAUCACCUCAGUAGGGUACGGAUCAUCAGGCUGUGGCACGGACCCCACACCGCCGUCCUACUUCAGCUGUUCCUGUGUAAGUAGAAAGCAGUACGUCUGUGUCAUCCGGAACGUCACCAGAGACAUGAAUGGACACGUGUUGUUAUGUUUACGUCCAGGAGGAGAUCCAAAUGACGUCAGUGGGGAUCAAACACUCGUCGUAUCAAUCGGCGUAACUGCGGUGUCUAUGGUUUUCCCGGCGGUCAGCUCCGUCUCUGUCAUUGAUAACAGCGCCCGGCAGUUCCGGUGUGUGACAUCUGCCGGAAACCCCCAGGCCACCGUGGAGUGGUACAAGGAUAACGGUACACCUGAUAGGGCGGAUGACACUCGCAUCACUACCGGGAUAGAGACAGACACUAGCGCAAGUGGUACUCUCAUUGUGACUAUAGGUAAACUGACGUUGACUGUGCAGAGAAACGAUCAUGAUUUGGGCGUAUACUGCAGGGCAAACAACGGCGGAAAUUGGCUAUACUCCUCUAGUGUUGUCUUAGAUGUUCAGUACGAACCUUUAAAUCCGAAAGUAUUAUAUAAGGUUUCCGAGGUUACCUCCCCUAUACGGGUCAUAUCCGGACAUUCCAUGACGCUCAGCUGCACCAGCACGGGAAACCCAAAUCCCACUUACACCUGGACGUACCCUGGUGGAAACGCACAUAGUGGAUCCACGCUCACACUUGCCAGCGUGCAGACCACACUCGCCGGGGAUGUCAUGUGUACAGCAAUGAACACGUUGUCACCUACUGGAGGAACAGCGGUUGUAAAAAGUAGACAAACAACCAUUAACCUUCAAGUUCUGUAUUCCCCGCGUGCACCAUCAUGUACCAUAAGCGGGACCACAAUAUCAACCACUGCUAUACUCGUGGAGGGCACAGAUCGCACCAUCAACUGCACAAGUUCGGCAAACCCGCCCCUGAUCACUUACACUUGGUCAACUCCGCGACGUGGUCAAGUGUCUGGAGCCAGUUUAUCCCUUAUCAAUGUCCAGCACACCACCGACCAAGGCCAGUACACUCUGACGGUUACAAACACAAUGGAUCCCACAGGAGAAAACAUGGAAACGGGAACUAGCAACACAAUGUUCUCAGUGAAUGUUCAGUUUGAACCUUCAACCCCUAUGGUUUCCUACCAGGGUUCCGCAAUAAUCUCCAAUUUGCGUGUAAUAUCCGGACGUUCCAUGACUCUCAACUGCAGCAGCACGGGAAAUCCGAGCCCCACUUAUACGUGGACGUACCCUGGUGGAGAGUCACAUAGUGGCCCUAACCUCACAUUCAGCACCGUGCAGACCAUACACGCCGGAGAUGUCACGUGUACGGCAGAGAACACGUUGUCACCUACUGGGGAGAAAGCGGUUGAUAGAGCACGACAAACAACCUCGACUCUCCAAGUUCUGUAUCCACCAAGAAAACCAUCAUGCACCAUAAGCGGGACCACAAUAUCAACCACUGCUAUACUCGUGGAGGGCACAGCUCGCACCAUCAACUGCACAAGUUCGGCAAACCCGCCCCUGAUCACUUACACUUGGUCAACUCCGCGACGUGGUCAAGUGUCUGGAGCCAGUUUAUCCCUGAUCAACGUCCAACACAGCGCCGACCAAGGCCAGUACACUCUGACGGUUACAAACACAAUGGAUCCCACAGGAGAAAACAUGGAAACGGGAACUAGCAACACAAUGUUCUCAGUGGAUGUUCAGUUUGGUCCCAAAGUACAACUUCGGGAGAUCCAUGCCAUAUUAAGGGACAUAGACUUAAACUUCCAGUGCCCAUUUGUUUCUGGGAAUCCUUCUGAGACAUCCUUUGUCUGGACUAGAUCAGUUGACAGCAGACAAUGGAACAGCCAGAUUGUCAGUAUCAGCUCUGUAAAGAAAUCAGACGCCGGCAUGUAUACGUGCACCGCAACGAACCAGAUGACGCCCACUGGAGCGCCCGGCAUCACUGGAAGUCAUAGCGGAACCUUUUACCUUAAUGUUCAGUAUGAAUCUGUCGUCAGUGACUUCCAUGUUACUCAGCACAUCGGAACUUUCAACGUUACACAAUCUGAGUACAGCAAUGUGACGUUUACCUGCACGGUGGAUAGCAAUCCUUCGUCAACCAUCAAUAUUCGAAAGGAAGGUGAAAUAAGGAGAUCCAUCGAUAAUUCAAAACAGCUUGAAUACACCAUUGCAAACCUAACAUGCUGGGAUGCCGGGCUUUAUACUUGUGAUGGCAGCAAUGAGUUUAAUACCGACACCCUUUCGAUGAAGAACUUGAAGUUGCUUGUUACAUGCAGACCAAGGCGUCCACCUGGCGAAGUUGUGGAGUUGACCUUUGUAGCCCGCCAUCACGAACAAGUAACACUGAAGUACACUGUGUUUGCGUAUCCGGUCCCUAGUCCAUCACAGUUUGUCUGGAAAAGAUGCAAGCCAACUUGUGCUCAUUUAUCAAAUCUCCCUGGGAAAUACGAAAUAAGAACAACAGGGUUGUCUAGUAAUUUGACCAUUUUGGGAGUCGAUACUGGUGAUUACGGCGUGUACAGUAUUUCGGUUAGCAAUGGCAUUGGCGAAGAGCUAGUCGAAGAAAUUUAUCUCAAACCAGCUGGACCACCAGAUCCACCAACGGAACUCCAUGUUAUUGAGGAGUCCAUCGGAGAAACACAAGCAAUACUAACAUGGAUACCUGGAUUUAAUAACGGUUUAAGUCAAACAUUUCAUUUAUCGUAUGGAACAUUGAUUGAAUUCGCAACCAUAACUAAAGUGAAUAUUUCUCAAAACGAAUUCGAAGAAAGCAUUAACUAUACAAUAAACAAACUGCAACCUGAAAAGCAGUACUAUGUGGAACUUUUUGCUUCUAAUGCCGAAGGGAACUCCAUGAGAGUCAACGCAACAUUUACAACAUUGGUGCAUCUUGUUAUUGAUCCAGAUGGUCCAUCAGCUGCUAUAAUUGGUGGAUCAAUCGGAGGUGUCAUUUUCGCAGUGUUGAUUAUUGGAGGCGUUAUUUUGGGCGUAAUGAAAUUGAGAAAACUCGGAUCAGCUUCAAGACAACCCGGACAUGGCACAGAAAACGCUGGAUGUCACGAUGUGAUUACUUACGAAACGAUUCAAAUGACAAAUGACAAAACUGUAUACGACGCUCUAGGUUCAGCCUCAAGACAAACCGGACAUGGUACAGAAAACGUUGGAUGUCACGAUGUGAGUACUUACGAAACGAUGCAAACGACGAAUGACAAAACUGUAUACGACGCUCUAAAUACUGGAAAAGAUUGCCCCAACACAUCACACGUGUACACGUCGUUGGACGAUUCAGCAUCCAUUGCAGACUACGAGAAUGUCAAAAAAAAGGAUCCCGUUUACAACAAUGCUGAAAUACCCAGUGCAGACUGUAUAUAGUAAAACUAUCUGAUUUCCAUGAACUGAGAUGGUGUAAUUAUUCUUCACUAAACUUUUAAAUAUUUUCACGUGAUAUUUGUUCAAGCUGAUCGCCGGAUCGUUAGGAGACCAACAUCGAUAAACGAUGUGUAUAAUAUGGUAUGCAGUAACCAAUACGACAGCAUCCAUCGCCAUAUAGUUUAAGUAGACGUAGAUCUUCUUCAACUUCAUUACACUCCUCUUUAUAUGAACUAAGGCACUGAAUCUACGGUCUUGAAAUAUUAUUGCUGGAAACGUUAUAAUAAAUUAUGCUAAAUACGUCAAGUGAGACAUAGAAGGAGUAAAAGGGAAAUGUUUGUUCUAUCUUUAUGUAAUUUGGAAGGCUUUGACGUCAUUUAAAAUGAUUUAAGAUGACCACAGUGGACAAAUUAAUUAAUAGAUACACAAGACAUGAACAAUAAUAUUGUUUUGUAAUUUCUAGCAUUACACGUGUAUGACAACCAUACAUUUCCAUCAAUUUACGUUCAAACCCAAUUCAUUAAAACAAUAAAGGUAUGUCGCGUUUCUCCUUAGAAAAUUUACUCACUUUGAAAUGCUGCACAAUUAAUUUUUCAAGGCAUCCAUGUUGUAUUAGAUUGGAUGAUAGAAAAGUUCUAGUUCAGCAAAAAUAUAAAAUCUCUCAGAUAUUUAUGAUUUGUUUCUCUUUUAGUGAAGGUGUUAAACUAAAAUUAAAGUAUAACAAACUAUGUGCAUCACUUAGCUUACACUAAAACAACAUAUCGAUCUGAAGUGGCAUUCUUAAUCGUAAAUACAGAUACGGCAUCCUGGACCACAUCCUGGUACUUAACGUUAAGUGAACACGUACAUUUAGGUAAUCCCGUCCAUACUUUUUUUAAAAAUACACAAACACAUUCGAUCAGUCCUUCAUACACCCAAAAUAGCUCAAUAUGAUGUAGUCGACUCAUUCUCGUUUUUAAAAUCGAAAAAGCGAAAGUUAUGAAAAUCAGUAAAUGGAAUAUUGUGUUUACCAGACAACAUUCAUGCAUUUAAUAGUGAUAACCUUGUAGAAAAAGUGAAAUGUGAUACAUUUCUUGCCACAAUGACACAUUUUAACCAAAGCAGUUUGGUCCCUAUAAGUUAACCCGUCCCAGCAUUUUGUGUCACUUUUGACUGAUCCUACAUAUAUAUGCAUACAUCAGAAGUUAGGUCCAUCUGAUAGUCUGUGUCAGGUUUUCAAAUCUCACUGAAUGCCAUCUAAGCGCAUGUUCGUCUGUAGUACUCAGGCGUUUUUGCCCAAAAUGCCAUUAUUCGAGGUUUUUCAACUGGAUCUAGAAUCGAAUGGUAUAUAAAGCAUCAAAUGGUUCAGUUCUACACAUCUUUGCAAACAUUUCACAAGCAAUUACCCUAUACAUUUAUAUGCAAACAACCCACACUCCAGUCACAAAAACCUUUAAUUCAAUUAAAAGCAAAUUGAUUUAAACAAAAAAGCUUUGCAUUUUUCUAAUUAAAAUCACUAACUGAAUUUUGCAAAGUAAAUUUCUCAAUGAAUCUAUGUUUUAAAUAGGCCGGAAGACAGCCAAGUUCUAUUGCAGCCCAAAAUAUUAAUCACUGAGAUAAUGAAUUCAUUCUCUCUGAGUGCAGGUAUUUGACUGAAUUUAAAGUAUAAUAACUAUAAGUUCACUUUAUAAAAACUAAUACAAAACAUCACUAUAAAGUAGCAUUCUCAAUGUUAAUUAUCUGGUGCUCAAUUGAAAGAUUGACAACAAUGUUUUUUUGCAAAACUCUUGUAGAUUAAUGACGUUAUAAGUAAACACAGAUACAAACCAUAUUUUUCUGCACCAUUGAAGCCCAAUAUUAUAUAUUUAAAACUAUAGCAAUAGAUUAUUAGAGCUAUAGUUGUCAUCUACGGAAAUACAGUAGUAGAAUAUGUAACAAACAUAAACGUAUUUUUAUCACAAGCAUUAUCACAUUUUAAGAUAACGAUAAUAAUUGCACAGAAGAUUUUUACAAAAAAAAAUUAAAUCAAAUUUAGGAAUAUCAUUGCCAAACAUUUACUCAUCUACUAAUAUAAUUGAAACAAAAACAUUCCUAAAGUUUUGAAAAGAUUAUUUAUUGCACAUGCUCAAUGAAGUAUAUGUAGCUAAGAAACUCUGACACUAUAUUUGAAAUAUCUUCUGAGUGAUAAUAAAUUACAUUCUUAGUUAUUUAUUGUCAAUAACAUAAUUCAUGUCGAUAUAGAUCAUCUGUAUGUUGCAUGAGGACAAAACCAGUUGCAAUAACUGUUGUUGCGAAAGGUCAACUAUGAAAACAUUUUUCACAUCUAUUACAUAUUGCGGGAAACAACAUUGUUUGAAUAAGUUCAUGUUAAAAUCUCCAUGCCUUUUAAAGUAUGAAUCUGAUUUUCUAUCAAAUAAUAUUUGAGUGCAAUGGUAUUUAAUGACUGAGCUAUUUUUGCAUUAUUGUUUAUGUGUACAUGAAUGUUAGAUUUAAAAGCUGUAAGUAACAGUUCGUAUGCACAAUGUUCAGGCAAAUUAGUCAAGCGCCAAUUUCUUUAUUUUUAUGUAAACCUUUUACAAAUAUAAAAAUAACUCACUUAUUAUGUACGAUUCAUUAUUAUAUUAUUAGACAACGAUUGUCUUUGCAAUAUAAGGAAAUGAGACUAUGCUGACGAAAUAUGUACAAUUGAUAAUAAGAUGAAUUACUGCCUUUGCCAAUAUUUAUUUGCUUGUUUUUUGCCCUAAAUUUGUCAAAUAUUUGCAAUUCCAAACACCUACACACAUGAAGAUUUUUGUUUAUAAUGAUAAAUGAUAAAUAAGGUACCCAAACAAAGGUCCGAAUUUGCAAUUAAAAUCAUCAACAUAUAAAUGAAGUUAUUAGACAGAAAUCAAAACUUUAUCCCUGAACUAAGACGGAAAAUAAAUCCAAUCCAAUACGCGGUUGCUUUGAUAUAAAGUGUACUUAAGACUAACACUAUGUUAUGUUUGUUUCUGGUUGAUAUUUAAUAAAUAUUACACCAGAAGACAUAAAUACAAAGGUGGUAUCUCUUUUCAUGAAAUCCUUGUAUCACAUUGAACAACUCUAUAUGUUAACAAUUGUGAAAGUGGAGGAAUUAAAACGUUUAAAUUGUUUCAAAUGGUGUGAUGCAAUAUUUCAAGGAACACUUUUGCAGACUGAACAAAUGAGAAUACAACUUAAUGCUGCGCACUUCUUUUGCCAAUACAUAACUAUAUUAUUUAUAGAUAGUUCGCCUUAUACUGGAAACUUCAACAAUUUAAACAGCAUACUGAACACUUUCUAUCUCUCAAUGUCCCUCGAGACACUUGAAGACAUACUUCGUAUAUGAACAAUUUCAUUAUGUUAUAAUUCAUGAAUGGAUCUGUAGUAGUUCCUACAUUUUUGUAAUUUAUUUAACAUUAAAGAUGUAUAAUCGGUU
Messenger RNA from Mya arenaria, 7099 nucleotides. RefSeq names its product hemicentin-1-like. Gene Ontology annotation, biological process: cell-cell adhesion. The coding region runs from base 67 to 3687 and encodes 1206 amino acids. NCBI's taxonomy places the organism in Eukaryota, Metazoa, Mollusca, Bivalvia, Myida, Myidae. The transcript is spliced from 19 exons. Gene Ontology annotation, cellular component: cell-cell junction. Gene Ontology annotation, molecular function: cell adhesion molecule binding. The record is from RefSeq and is a predicted model, not a curated record.